Molecule: messenger RNA, 3176 nt
Organism: Marchantia polymorpha subsp. ruderalis
Lineage: Eukaryota; Viridiplantae; Streptophyta; Marchantiopsida; Marchantiales; Marchantiaceae
Source: the annotation of a GenBank genome assembly
UCGUUAAGCCAGUUCUUAAAUAUGCGGAGAUUUGGGCCGAGCGUGGAGGUCUUAUGAAGCCUCGACCAGCCCGUUCUGGUGUGCUCCGGUCUCUCCCGCCUUCCUGCACCCCUCUCACAGGAUCGUUGUUGAUGUUGUCUGGUGCGUUGCAUGAUUUUGCGGCUCCGCGGCGGAAUUCAGCGUCAUGUGGAGUUGCGCGGACGGUAGAUUGUGUGGAGAUUAUUUCGUUUUUCGGGAGGUUUUUUCUCGCCUCGUAGACAAUCAGUAGCGAGAGCCAGAGGUUCGAGGAGGUAUUUCGAAACCUUGCCUGGCUCGCGAUACGGUUCUUGCCCCGCCUUCGUCGUCACGGCGUUCGCCGCGUUUCCCCCAGGAAUGCUGUGGUCCCUUGUGGGUUCCGCGGCGGAAUUGGGCCGAAUAUCUGGUGAAAUUUCGAGUUGCAGACUAUAGAGUUUUUGUACAUAUCGUUAAUCUCUUCUGGAGGGUUUUUGGUGUCAUCGAACCGAUCAGUGGCACCGAGCGUAGCUGUCAUCUGUUUCGAUCCCUUUCGUCCACGUGGAGGUUCAAAGACAUCGGGAACUGCUGUGAUUGUUGCCAGUGAUAUCAUCAGCAAGCGCGCGGCCCAUGCAUUUUGCUAGUUAGCUAUGACUAGCGUCACGGAUCCAAAGCAGGGACAAGGGGAACUAAGUUCUACCUCAACUACAACAACUGCCAGCAGUAGUAGCGGAGGAGGGGGCAAUUCGAGACGGAGGGCACGAGAUCGACGAAUGAUGAGUUUGGUGGAGGAUUUGGGUGUAUAUGACAGUUCGUGUGGAUACUGCAAAGCCACAAAUCGGAGUUCCAGAUCACAGGGUAGGAGUGUGGGAUCACGUAAGGCUUUUAGGAGGUUUGUGGGCUCACGAAUUAGCCGUGCAGGACUAUCAAGAUUUACUGGAUCGAGGAUGGCGCCGAUCGGGAAUGUUCCUCUACAAACCCUGCAUGAAAGAAACAUGCUGUCCACCCUAUACCAUCAGGCUGAAAGUAGAUGCAUUUGUUGCUACGAAAGACCAGAUACGCGUGAGGCGGCGGCUUCAGAGGUACUUAGAUGGAACUUAUAGCGGCCCUCAGACUGUUGGAGAGCUUCACGAAGAGAAGAACGACGUUGUCGAAAGAGAAACAGGAGUACCUAGUGACUCAAUCAUGGCUUCCAGUUCAGACAGGAAAACUUCGAACGUGGAACAAGGUGCUGCAGGAGGACAUGGAUUGAGUCGUAGUGAUGUCGUUGAGGCAGAUCUUAGCGAUGAGGAGAAACUGAUUGAAAGCGUUAAAUUCGCAAUCAAAACAUCUAUUACGAAGUGUGUUGAAAAGGGUGUGCUUCCACAAUCGCUGGAAGUUCCAGAGGUCGUUGUAAAGCCUAUUUCACAAAAAGUCAAAGAUAAGCUGAAGGUCGAAAGCAGAGCGGAUUUCACAAGCAACGUUGCUUUCCCCCUUGCAGCGACUGUGAAACGGUUGAAGAAGAUUGAGAUUCAGGAUGCCGGAAAGUCGAACUUGCAGCAGGGAAGUAUACUUGUUCUGACACCUCAAGAAAUAGCUGAAAAUCUUGUCAUCGUCUUGUCAGAGUUAUUCCUUCCAGGCGUGGCAAUCGUGACCGCAAGUAAUGGUUAUUUAAACUUUUUAUUAUCAGACGUGAAAAUGUCGAGUCCGAAGUAUCUGGUAGGAGAGAAGCAAGUUAAUCAGUCAGUCCAUGUCACUACUAGCGAGCAACUCUUAGAAUUAAUGAAACCUGCAGCCCCGGGGUUUACUCGUAAGCUGGAGAUACGAAUGGCGAGGUCGUCAUUCGACGCUGAGGAGUUUGCUCUUUACAAAAAAUAUCAAAUAGCAGUGCACAAUGACCGUCCAGAGGGUGUGAGAGAGAGUCAUUACAAACAGUUUCUGGUAGAUACUCCUCUAGUGUUUAUACCACCAGCAAAUAAUGGAACCACUCCAUCCUGCGGUUACGGCUCGUUUCAUCAGCAGUAUCGUGUAGACGGGAAGCUGGUUGCUGUUGGUGUGAUAGAUAUUCUGCCUCACUGUCUCUCAAGCAAGUAUCUCUUCUGGGAUCCAGACUUCGCAUUUUUGUCUCUUGGAAAGUACUCCGCUCUGCAAGAGAUCGAAUGGGUACAGAAGGAGCAAAGACUAUGUCCAACGUUUCAAUACUAUUACCUUGGAUUCUAUAUUCAUUCUUGUCCCAAGAUGCGCUACAAGGCUGCCUACUACCCAUCGGAGCUUCUCUGUCCGGAGCGGUACAGGUGGGUGUCGUACGAGGUGGCUCGACCCCUAUUGGACAAGCAGUCCUACGUUUGUUUGUCAGACUUUGGAACCAGCACUAGUGCUUCAGAAGGUUCUAGUAUUCCAGGUAAGACCAGAGGGGAUGCAGAAGCAGCUGCAAGGGAUGACAUUACUGGACGUCAAGGCAAUUCUGGGGAAGUUUACGAGGCCAGUGAUGAGCCUGUUAAUUGGGAAGAAAGGAGGCACGUCGCUGCGGAUGAUGGUGCACAAUCCGCUCUGGACAGACUUGGACUGGUGGGCGAUAUAUCCGUCUUCCUUGCAGGAAGCGUUAUACCAUUUAAGCAACUGCGUGCGAGCACGACGAUGCCAAGACAGCAUCUGGAUAAAAUAGCUACGAGUUUACGCAUUUAUCUGCACAAUGUCGGACCAAGAGUAGCAACUCGUAUGGCUUACGCUGUGUAUGAGGGCCAGGACUAGUUUGGUCAUUUCAUUACACGUAAUAAUGCACUUGAAUGUCCUAGCGCCGCGUCCAUUUUCCCACAUUGGGAAAGCAGAUGAGUAUUGUAUAAGUAAGCCUUUUGGUCACAAGCAUUUGCUAUCUUUCUACCUCCGACCAUCUUGGUUUUCCGUUUUACCCUCGGGGACGAAAACCUUGUUCGCAAAAGAGUUAUGCUGGCUGCUCCGCAACCCGAGAUCUACCCUUUAUGUUGCUUAUGGUGAGAGGUGGGAGCAUGUUCUCUCUUUGAUAUGCUAUUUACGGGUCCAUUUAGCCGAAAUUUGUACAUUUUGUAUCGAAAUCCAAGUUUCACUUCGAUUUUUUCAACUUUACACCACGAUUCUUAUGUAAGGAAAUGACCUCGGAUUAGUAGGUAUUGUCCAUUUGGGUGCACUGGUAAUUUUCAAAAAUUGCAAUGUACAUGCUGCUUCUCCCG